CAGCCAUCUGAACCACGUGUCCUGCGCCACUCAUUUCGACUGUACCAUUUUCGUCGACCACAUCGUUGCUUUGUGUGCAAACAGCUUGUCUACAACCAGGGAUCAGCUUGCCAAGGUGAGAACCUCGAAGGGUAUUGUGCUUAGGUGUACCAUUAUUUGACACACGUCUUGCUAAGUAAGGCACAUUUCUUGCUAAGUAUGGCACACGUCCUUCUAAGUAGGGCACACGUCUUGCUAAGUAGGGCAUCCGUCUUUCUGUGUAGGGCACAUGUCUCGCUGAGUAGGGCACAUAUCUUGUUUAGUUGGACACGUGUCUUGUUAAGUAGGGCACUUGUCUUGCUAAUUAGGGAACACGUCUGGCUAAGUAAGGCACAUGUCUUACUGAGUAGGGCACAUGACUCGCUGAGUAAGUGUAAUGUCAAGCUCAGUCUUGCUGAAUUCGAACAAGAAAUUGUUAUGAAAUGGCUUUUUUUUAUCGAAACGUAUAUUCAAUGUAAACAUUUAGUUAACAUUGAAGUGUCGCAUUCUUUAUAUAUAUAUAUAUAUAUAUAUAUAUAUAUAUAUAUAUAUAUAUAUAUACUAAACGAUAGAAUAGUUUAACUGUAUGAUCAACCAAAAAAACCAUCAAAACCAGUUGUAUAUUUAAGUAGAUUUUGUUACCGUCUGACACAAAUCACAUCAUUUUUUUUACACUAGUAAACAAAAAAAAAAUUAUAAAUUUUAACAUUUACUAUAAACUGUUAUAGUUCUUUACUCCUACUACUUUACAUCUCGAAAUGAAAUCACGUGAAUAAGAAUAUAAAGAAUACAUGCUAUUUUGUAAACCUAUAGUAUACCUCGUAGAAUCUCAUCCCUGAUGAAAAGCUUAGCGUUGUCAAGUGUUGCUAACUGUAGCUCUUUCUGUCCAACAGUGUGUCGGUACAUCUGUCACAGGAAAUGUGAGCUUCAGGUA
This is a messenger RNA of Lymnaea stagnalis (great pond snail), 952 nucleotides long. Lineage: Eukaryota; Metazoa; Mollusca; Gastropoda; Lymnaeidae. The record is from the annotation of a GenBank genome assembly.